GUUACCGUCGAUGAUUUGAUCGCUGAAUUCGGUGGUCAAAGAGAAAUGAUGGCUCACUUUGCUAAAAUUAACUACGACGAUAUCAAGGGAAUGCGUUUGCCGUUGUUCGAAUUGUCGGGCAAUACCAGUUUUGAAGCUAUGCUUAAAGUGGGUUUAGAAUACGACAGCUCAUGGCCGACACAACAUUUCAUUUCGCCUGGCCUAUGGCCCUACUCGCUAGAGUAUCAGUCGAUCCAAGAUUGCCCAAUUGGUGUAUAUAUCCACGCAGCCUGGUUCUUGAAAGGCGAAAACUACUUUGAGGCCUACAUGAAAGCAGGAAAACCAUUCGACAAAUGUGAACCACUCCGAACUCCAUCGUGUGUACCAAAACUGUGCCAACUGGUGAAACAAACAACCAGAGAAGAACGCUGGAUGACAAGUUGCAGUCCAUGCCCAGCUGUUUAUCCAUGGUUGGGGAAUCCGUUAGGACAGAAUAUGUAAAGUGUUUUGUUGUUGAAUUUCAGUUGACACUCAAUAAAACAGAGGAAUGGGAUGCAUUAAAGUGAUUAAUGCUUCG
Messenger RNA from Bradysia coprophila, 556 nucleotides. Its product is annotated as chitin deacetylase 8-like. The record is from RefSeq and is a predicted model, not a curated record. Lineage: Eukaryota; Metazoa; Arthropoda; Insecta; Diptera; Sciaridae. Gene Ontology annotation, biological process: carbohydrate metabolic process.